AUGAUCAUUACUGACCUGCAACCAGUGUCAAUUGUCAAAGACAAAGGAUUUGUAAACUUUAUGAGACUUCUUGAUUUCAAAUACACAGCACCAAGUCGUCGCACUCUGAUGCGUAACCAUUUGCCUCAAUUGUAUGCCUUGAAACAUGAAUUGUUAAUGCAGGAACUUGAAUCAGUUGAUCAUUGCUGCCUCACUACAGAUAUGUGGACAUCGAGAGCUACACAAUGGUACCUAACAGUGACUUGCACCUACAUCAAUGAAGAAAUGGAAUUGAAAAUAUUACUGGAAAAGUGGAAUAUAACAUCAAAAGUACACUGGGUAAUUACAGAUAGUGGUGCAAAUAUAAAAUGGGCAGUGAGGCUAAGUUGUUGGAACCAUUUAGCAUGCUUUGCUCACUUGCUUAACUUGGUUGUGACAGAUGCCAUUAAAGAUAAUGAUGAGCUGACUUUCUUGAUUCAACAAGUCAAGGCAACUGUUACAUACUUCCAUAAGAGCUCAAAGGCAUCUGACAAUCUUGUUGUGAAUCAAAACAGAUUAAAUCUCCCAAAUCAUAAAUUAAUCCAACAAGUUGAAACAAGGUGGAACUCUGUUUACUACAUGUUAAAUCGUUACAUUGAACAAAAAGAAGCUGUCAAAACCACCCUGUGCUUGUUGGACAAAAGUGAUUCAAUCAUACCUAGUGAGAAGACAGCUUUGAUGAAAGAUGCUAUAUCCACACUUAUGCCAUUUGAAGCUUUGACUACUGAAAUGAGUGCUGAAAAGAAUGUCACUGGCUCUAAAGUCAUCCCAUUAUCAAGGGGUCUGCAACAAGUUACUACUACUAGUACAAGUGUCUUGGGUGUCAAUCUCAAUAAUCAAAUGGGAAAUCGUUUUCCAUUAUGA
This is a messenger RNA of Amphimedon queenslandica, 882 nucleotides long. Its product is annotated as zinc finger BED domain-containing protein 4-like. The transcript is spliced from 2 exons. The coding region runs from base 1 to 882 and encodes 293 amino acids. The record is from RefSeq and is a predicted model, not a curated record. Lineage: Eukaryota; Metazoa; Porifera; Demospongiae; Haplosclerida; Niphatidae.